CCUCCGAGCUCCCGGAGCGCGCCUUGCGCCCAGGGCUGGGCGGCAGGUGCUUUGCCGCGCAGACUCCCGGGCCGCGGGGACCGACUUGGGCUCGGCUGGCUCUGGCGGGUGGGGACGCGGUGCGCGUUGCCCAUCGGCCGCACUGGCCCCCUGGUACGCCGCGAGGGGCGUGUACCCAAGCCGCGCACUGGCGGGCUCCAUGUUCACCGAGCUGAGGUCAAAGCUGAGCCCCCCGCGAGCUCGCGCCGGGGCUGUGCGUACAGGCUUCGGGGAGCGCCCGGAUGUGGACGCCACUGCCCAUUUCAGCUUCUGCCAGACCCUCCUAGAACACACAGUAUCAGCUGAGAACAUACCCUGCCACCUGCCUCGGACACCAGGCACCAGCCUCACCUGGCAUGACUCCCGUAGCCAGAGGGCAUCCAGCAGCAGGCCAGUCAAGCUUCUUCAGCAACCAGGCUCAGAGACCCCCCAGGCUCGGCUGUAUUCUGAUCACUAUGGCUUGUACCAUACAAGCCCUUCACUGGGCGGCCUGACAAGGCCAGUGGUCUUGUGGAGCCAGCAGGACGUUUGCAAGUGGCUCAAGAAGCAUUGUCCUCACAACUACCUCGUCUAUGUCGAGGCCUUCUCCCAGCAUGCCAUCACUGGCCGAGCCCUGCUUCGACUGAAUGCAGAUAAGCUGCAGAGAAUGGGGUUGACCCAAGAGGCCCAGAGGCAGGAGGUGCUGCAGCAGGUACUGCACCUGCAGGUGCGCGAGGAGGGGCGGAGCCUGCAGCUGCUCAGCCAAGCUUCCUUCGGAAACAUGUCCUAGCUGCUGCUUAGACUUGGACCCCAGACCCCAACACUGUGACCAGAGCCCACAGCCAAGGAUGAGGCAGAGCUGGCCCUACAGCCCCUUUGGAUCCUAGUGGCUAAACCUAGCCCAGUGAACAGGGAGGGGCAGGACUACCACCUCCAGGUUCCUCUGGAGAGGCACUAUAGGUUCUGCCCUGUGGCUGGGUGGGUGGUCGCUGCCUGCUUGAAGACCCUUCUUCUGGGAUCCAAGCCCAGGUCCACCCCCUGGUGCUGCUGGCAGCAAACAGGGCAGCUGCCUGGAGUGAGAGUGGGGUUUGAAUGUCCCCAGACUCCCAGGGAGUCUGUUUAUUUAUGCUCCCUCCAACAUGUGACCAUCCCCCAUCUUCUGAGUCAUGAGUUCCCUCCCCCCCUUAAGUCUUUUAAUUCUCUUUUCCCCAGGCACCUCCAGGUCAGCUACACAGCGGGACAAGCUUGCUUGGCUCUCUUUCUGGUGUAUCCCUUCCCUAACCCUCUCAGAGUACAGCAGGUUCAACCUGUUGUCCACAGUGAUGGUCAUCAGCCCAGCUAGGUAUCAGGCCAUGUGCUUCACUCAGUGGUUACAAAACUUCAGCUUACCCUAUCCACUCAUGUGAUCUGAAGUUGAAAGGGGUCCAAGAUGCUCAAGCUCCAAAGCUAGUAUGUGGCACAACACGGACUCCAGUGCUGCACAGGCAACUCCAUGCACAGCCCACCAGUUCAGCAAUGUUCUCAACCUUACCUUUGAAGAAGUCUUGCUCUUAAGCAUCUUCCCUAUUCCCUGGCUCUUAGAGACCAUCUUGAAGAAACGUGUGUGUGUGUGUGUGUGUGUGUGUGUGUGUGUGUGUGUGUGUGUGUGUGUACACCUCUGUGGCUCUCCCAAGAAAAUAUGUAUUUAUAAUUUUUCCAAGAAAAUUAUGUAGGGCUGUUCCUCUCAUGUGUCACCAGAUACCUGAACAACCCUCCCUUGGGUAUUUGUGGGCUGGUGCUGCCAAGAAGGACAGUGAGGAUGCCCCUGGCAGCUCACUCGCACUCUGCCCUCUACUAACUUUCCCAGGGACUCUAAAAUCUCAGGGACAGUUGAGGCUCAGCCUCCAGUCCCCUCUGUGUGCCAGAAGCUGGCCUCAAUUCAAGGUUGCUCAUUACAGUUAAUUUGGGCCACUGACCUGGCAUCUCCCAUCCUGUAUGCCCUCUACCCAUGGAAGGACCACAUUGUUGUGUCUGCCUGCCUUUAGAGUUCCCCAGUCCUUGUUCCUGCAACCAGAGGGCUCUCUCAGCCUCCUUUCUCUCCCCUCUGUCUUUUCUACCCUAUGCUCCUGUCCUGUCUUCCUUGGUUUUUGGUCACUUUUUUAUACUCUGACCAGAAAAAAAAAAAAAAAAUCAGAAAUAAAUCUGGUUCUCAAAUGCCACCAGUGUUGGAUCUCUGAGGAGCAAAGGGGUGUUUAGGACAAUGUCUACAGGUAGAACCACUAGAGGGCAAUAGUGUUACAUUCUGGAGACACUACUUGGUAACUCCAAGACCCCAGGGCAAACAAGAUCUUAGGUAGAGAUCCUGAGGAUGUUACCCCAGUUGGGACACAAGAGCCCUGACAUACUCAGAACAACAGCUUAGGUACAUGGAAUGAGGCUGUCUGGAGCUGCUCUAACAAUGGAUUCCUUUGGUUCAUGGUCUGGGAGUAUAGCUCAAUAAUAUUGAACAUGGUUUGUGACCCUGAGCUAGGUUUGAUCCUCAGCACAGAGACAGAAACAGAGGUCCUCUAAAAGUAGAGAAGAAUCCUUAUCUAUUUUACUUGCUUAAUGGCCAGUAUAUUCCUGGGCUCAAGGCUACAUCAUUAAUCUAUUUCUGUGAUCAUUCUCUUCUGGCUCUUACAUAUCUCCUUUAUAUUUAGAGUCCAUUUGGGUGAUCCAGAUAGAUCUCAAGAACUUUAGUCAUAUCUACAAAGACCUGUUUUUCCAAAUAAAAUAUCACUGCAGGUUCAGGAAUUUAUCUGUUGGGGCUCACUUUUCAGCCAGGCUCUGACAUACAUAGCUCAUGAAGCACACACCCUGAACAUAGCAAUCAGACAUACAAA
Messenger RNA from Peromyscus leucopus (white-footed mouse), 2879 nucleotides. It is a transcript of the gene Samd10, whose product is annotated as sterile alpha motif domain containing 10. The transcript has 5 exons. Gene Ontology annotation, cellular component: cytoplasmic side of plasma membrane. The coding region runs from base 200 to 808 and encodes 202 amino acids. The record is from RefSeq and is a predicted model, not a curated record. Gene Ontology annotation, molecular function: protein binding. Gene Ontology annotation, biological process: cell surface receptor protein tyrosine kinase signaling pathway. Lineage: Eukaryota; Metazoa; Chordata; Mammalia; Rodentia; Cricetidae.